Messenger RNA from Ylistrum balloti, 1164 nucleotides. RefSeq lists its product as uncharacterized. The record is from RefSeq and is a predicted model, not a curated record. Lineage: Eukaryota; Metazoa; Mollusca; Bivalvia; Pectinida; Pectinidae. Bases 1 to 1164 code for a protein of 387 amino acids. The transcript has 10 exons.
AUGGUAUUUGGUGGUCGCUUCGACUCCAUUAACUUUGACUGGAGCCUAGAUGGAGUUGGUCUGGAAACCAAGGAAACCCAUGAGCACCUUGGAGUACCAAUAUCAAACAAGUUGUUAUGUUCCCACAAAAUAGAGAAAAGCUGUAGAAAAGGACGCGCAUCACUCUUCUCUAUACUUGGGAUCGGCAACAAUGACAGAAAACAUUUCGUGUAUGAUUGCUCAGGUGACGUGGUGGUCCAGGUAUUCACAAUCAUGAAUGCUUUUAUCCUUUUACUGUCUUCAUGGAUUUCUCUUUCAGCAGCCAUUUUACCAGGGUUUAUACAGAAUCACAUUGGUAAACGGCAGCAACAAGGGUCUGUGUUUACUAUGAAGAGUUAUCUACCGAUGGAGUCAGCGACACCUCCAGCACCUGGGUCUGUCUUUGACAACAUGAAGAAUUUUCAACCGGGGCCGCCAGGGGAUUCGGUGACACAACCAGUGACGCCAGCGCUUCGUGGUACCAUAGGUUUAGCUCCGAAACCAGCAAUAACUCAGCCACCCCCGCCUGACAAAGAGGAGAAACGAGUGGGAGAUUGGUUUAUGGUCUAUAGGGCUCAAGCAGAGAAUGAACGUGAAGUGGCUUUCUCGUUCGUUCAUCCCUUUGGCACCAAUGAAUUCAACGCUCUUCCUGGAUGUUUGUCAACUAGUGCCUCAUCGAAGUGCAAUGGUAACUACCGUCACUCCGCCAUAGACAAAUGGAGGUCACUCGGUGUUCAGAGGGUGAAACUAGAGCUAUAUAAAGGAAGCGUACCGGUAGCAUUUAUAAUAUUCGACGGCAAAGACACCGAGGCAACAAACUGGUUCAAUAGGAAAAAAGUACUGUCGUCUUCCUGGACGGAUAUACGGACUCGUGGUGACUUCUUCAGUUUUUUUGGCCGCAAGGACGAGCUUGUGAACAGACGUCUGUUUAUUAACAAGGCAUCAAGUUCAUGUAAAGAUGACGAAGGAUGGCUGAUUGUUGCGGAGUCAAAAGGAGAAUGUCCCUAUGAUACCAAUGCCAAAUACCCCGUCUUUCUCUUUUCCAGUCACUCUAAAGCAAGCCUCUAUGAAGAGUACGGACAAAAGGCGGAAAUACUAGCUAUUUAUUUGGAUGCAGAUGGCCUUAAACAACCUGUCAGACAAUAG